Molecule: messenger RNA, 3555 nt
Organism: Sclerotinia sclerotiorum 1980 UF-70
Lineage: Eukaryota; Fungi; Ascomycota; Leotiomycetes; Helotiales; Sclerotiniaceae
Exons: 2
Coding region: 1-3555 (1184 amino acids)
Biological process (GO): positive regulation of GTPase activity; Ras protein signal transduction
Cellular component (GO): plasma membrane
Molecular function (GO): guanyl-nucleotide exchange factor activity; protein binding
Source: RefSeq, a predicted model, not a curated record
AUGGUGAACUCGAAUGAGUCUGAGCAUUCGAAGCGCACAAGUGCACAGGUAGCGCCUCUUACAAUACAAAAGGGUCGAUCGCGUGGGAAUAGCAACGCAUCUUCCAAAAAACACAAAAGAAAUACUUCAUCCAAGGGUGGUAGCCAAACAACUUCUACCGGAAAUCAAUCACAAAUCACACCUCCUGCAACUCCCAAUGCUUCUCAGGAGAACUUGAAUCAAAUGGAACCUCCUCCACCUGUGUUUCACAGUUUCCUAAGGGCCUUUUACCCUUUCCACCCGACAUAUGCUAUAUCGGAUUCGACCGUCACGCUUCCGUUAAAUGAAGGGGAUGUGGUUUUAGUACAUUCGAUACACACCAACGGUUGGGCAGAUGGCACAUUGCUUGUUUCCGGCGCGCGUGGUUGGUUGCCCACGAACUAUUGCGAGGCCUACGACCCAGAUUCCAUGAGGAACUUAUUGAAGGCAUUACUAAACUUUUGGGACCUUUUACGGAGUGGUUUAACUAGUGAUAGUGAAAUAUUUGGAAAUCAACAAUUUAUGCGAGGAAUUAUUGCUGGUGAAAAAUCAAACUGCCUCACUCGUGAAUCGCCAAUUGUACAGAGCAAUGAUAAUCUUCGAAAGAAUAGAAAGGCUCUCUUGUCGGACCUCUCAGCGCUGGUCAAGACAGCCAAACAACUACAGGACUUUGCUACUUCUCCUCCAGCGAAAACCGACGCGGAGAGCGUCAACGACAUUAUUGAUGAGAUGAUUUUAAAGGCUUUCAAAAUUGUUGUGAGGGGUAUAAAAUUCUUGGACAACUUGGAAGAGGAUGCGAAACUUCGACAGCCCCUCCAUAAAGUCAUGGCAACCGUUGCUGAGGAAUCAUAUGUUCCACCUACUCCACCAGCGGACUCGACGUCAUUUAGCGGGGCACCGCAUACAGACCCUGCAGACGACACGGCAUCCCACAGAAGCUCUAUACGAAGUUCGGCAAGCGGCGCUUCUAGUUCCCUGCCAUCGGAAGAGCAGAACAAACAACAGUCGCACAAACGGGUAUCAACUGCGUGCCCAGCUGUAACCUCGCGUCCAUUAUCUAUUUCUUCAACACAGGCUAAAAGGGCUUCCGUAUCUCACCGUGUUUCAUUUAUAGCCUCCGUACCCACUGAGCAACGUCAAAAUCUUGUUUCUGAGAGAUUAAACUGUGGUCAUGAUACCUUUCUCUCAUAUUUGGGAUCAUUCAUCGGACGGCUUCAUCUACAAAGCCAGUCUUCACUAGAUUUACUCUCAUCAGUGAGGCAGUCAGUAACCGCCGGUCAAGGUUUAUUGAUUGUAGUCGAAGCGGUAUGUGCUCACGACAGCCAAAGCGCCGACUUGUUGAACAAUGCUCGGAACGCAAUGUAUGACAAAAUCAGUAAAUUAGCGCUGGCAGCUCGGGAUAUAGUUAGUUCAUCAGGUGUCGAUGAAGACGAUGUUGUAAUGGCUCAACAGAAUGGAGGAUUACUAAUGGCGGCCACAGGAUGUGUCAAAGCUGCCGGAGAAGUUGUAGCAAAGACCAAAUUUGUGAUCGAGCGGAUUGGUGACUUCGAAUUUGAACAAGUGGAGGGCCUUGGAAUUAACGUUGCCUCGAUAGAUGUCGUACCUAAACAUACGAUACAAGAAGAUGAAGUUAUUGAAGAAACACCAGAGCAACAUUCCUCGCGCCCUCCUCCACCACCGCUAGUAAUCCCAAAUGUUUACGAGAAGCCAUUACCAGAAGUACCCCUCGAUUCUCCGCCAGCAACAGAAGUCAAACGAAUGUCCAAUCGACUUUCGAAUACUUCCAUUCUACCUCCGCUGCCCAAAAUGGGUGCUCCUCUAAUGAGCCAAGAGGAUUACAGUCCUUCGGAUCGUGCUUCAACAAGCGAUGGAGAAUUUCAAUCAUACAGAUCAGCUAGUAUCGCAGUGUCUAGCACAGGAACUAGUAGCAGCUAUAUGCGGGAUUCAGAGAUCAGCAUGAUUUCGCAGACUUCUACUCGGGCGACUACACCGGACCUCACAUCGCACAAACCAAGAAAUCAACCAUCCAUAUCAAGCAUCUGCAUGAGCGAAAGCCAAUCGACUUUUGCCGAUGAUCCAUAUGACCUCGAGUCAAAAAUGCUUGAGAAGACUUUCGCCCACGAGUUACUACAUAACAAAGAGGGUCAAAUCACAGGUGGUUCAAUUGCGGCAUUGGUAGAACGACUUACUACACACGAUUCAACUCCCGAUUCAAUGUUUGUUUCGACGUUCUACCUUACGUUCAGAUUAUUCGCGUCUCCCAUUGAGCUUGCCAAUGCUCUGGUUGAUCGUUUCGAAUAUGUUGGCGAGACUCCACAUAUCGCAGGACCCGUGAGGUUGAGAGUCUACAAUGUAUUUAAGGGCUGGUUGGAAUCGCAUUGGAGAAAGGUCUCCGACUAUGCUGCACUGUCAAUCAUCGAAACAUUUGCGAAUGAUAAACUCAAGGCGGCUCUUCCUGCCGCGGGCAAACGGCUUUACGACCUAGCGCAAAAAGUAUCUUCUAUAGAUGGAUCUUUAGUGCCUAGGCUCGUUUCUUCAAUUGGAAAGACCAGCACAUCUUUCGGUCAAUAUGUACCAGCAGAUGUACCGGUUCCUCCUGUUGUGGUAACCAAGAGCCAAGCUGCAGUUUUGAAGAACUGGAAAAUGGGUGGGAGCAAUCCUUCUAUCAUUGAAUUUGACCCACUUGAAUUAGCCCGUCAGUUGACCAUUAAGGAGAUGAAUAUCUUUUGUUCCAUCAUGCCAGACGAGCUUCUUGGAGCCACAUGGACUAAGGCCAGAAAAGGUGGUUCUAGCGCGGUAAACGUUAAAGCCAUGUCCACAUUGUCAACAGAUCUUUCUAAUCUCGUUGCGGAUACAAUCCUGCAAUACGAUGAUGUCAAAAAAAGAGCAGUCAUCAUCAAGCACUGGAUCAAGAUUGCGCACGAAUGCUUCAGGCUCAACAAUUAUGACUCGUUGAUGGCUAUUAUCUGUUCACUCAAUUCAUCUACUAUUGUCAGAUUGAAGAAGACUUGGGACCUGGUUCCUCAAAAACGAAAGGAUAUGCUCAAGGCUUUACAGACAGUUGUUGAGCCAGAGAAGAAUUACGCAGUUCUUCGACGCAGGCUUCAUGAUCAUGUACCUCCAUGCCUUCCAUUUGUAGGCACCUACCUCACAGAUCUGACAUUUGUUGAUGCUGGUAACCCAGCCACAAAGCAAUUGGCUGAUGGUACAUCGGUGAUCAACUUUGACAAGCAUACCCGCACAGCCAAAAUAAUUGGCGAGCUACAGCGUUUUCAAAUUCCUUACCGUCUGGCAGAAGUCCCAGAACUCCAAGAGUGGCUUCAGGCUCAAAUUGUUCGCGUCAAAUCGGCCUCGGAUCAUGAGAAUGUUCAGCAAUACUACCGCAAGUCGUUACUUUUGGAGCCUCGCGAUGUCUUGGUUACCAAGCCCAGUCCUGUGGACUCGGCAGUUUCCUUCACCUCUUCACAGGGAAAGGACAAAUUUGAUAUCUUUGGAUGGACUCACUCAUCAAAGGAUAAAACACAAACACCCAUUUAA